UUAUUUAUAUCCCUCUUUUUCUCCUAACUCUUCCCCUCAAGGUUCUUUUUUUCUCCCUCUCUCUCCUGCAUUUAGCAGGGGAAAGAGAGCCCUUCAAAGAAACCACACAACAUACAAAUCACCAUUAAAGGAGAUCAUUCUCAUUUUCGUUCUGUUCAUUUUGAAUGGAAAAUAAUUCAUCAAACAUUGUCGUCUCCAGCAACACAGUAACCGCCCUCGACAACAACCAGAAGAGUCAUAAUGGCUUUGUUCCAAAGAAAAAGAAGCGCGGUCCUAUGCACGUCUUUAGGGUUGCCUUGUAUAUGAUAAAGUCUAAUAAAUCAAAAAAAUCAAAAUCUGUCUCUGUUGGUACAGUCUCUAUAUGGAAGAAGCUUUUUGGUCUUGGCUCCAUGCGCCCUUUGCAAAUGCCGAGCGAUCCCCUUUCUCCUCCACUACAUUUGCUGGAGGGCGGCACCACCGGUACUGGUGUGCCGCCUGUACUAACAAGGUCCGUUGUUGAACAUCUUGAGGUUUUCACCCCACCUAUGUCACCAGCUCAAGCAAGUGUAGCUUCAUCAUCUUCAUGUGGGAUGAGUCAAUAUGCAUCGGCGACGAAUCUUCAAUUGCUUGAUGAGGGUGAUGAGAGCGACGAAGAUGAUCAAGAAGUUGAUAUUAAUGGUGAUAAAGGUGGUGAUGAGAUGAUUGACCUCAAGGCUGAGAAAUUUAUUGCUCAAUUCUAUCAACAAAUGAGGCUUCAAGAUGAGGCUUACGCUACUCGUUGCAACAGGCGGAUGAAUGGUGGUCAAUGAGUAUAAAAAGAUAUACUUUUGCAUGGGCCAUGCAUGAAUGAAUGAACUCAGUUUGUGUUCGUGCAUCUCUUUUUGAUCAAAAAAGAUAUUGGAGAAUGAGGGAGGAAGGGAAGAUGGCUGAGGAAAAAGAGAAAAAUAAUUACGGAUUAAUAAUGGCUUCUUUGUCGUUUGUUUGUGUGCAUGUGUGGUUUUCUUCUUUAUUUUUAUUUUCUUUUCUUUUCUUUUCUAAAGAAAAUUUAUGUGCUUGUGGUCAAUUUAUUCUUUUUAGGGUUUUAAUUAAGUGAUAAGGAAUAUAGUUCGUUUUGAUAUGGAUGAAUAUUUGGGGUAUAGGUUUAUGUCAUCAGUCUGUUCCUCUGUAAUCUCUUUUGCGACUUCUAUGUCGUUUUUGUUCUUCUUAUAUUGUAAUUUUCAUUCACUAAAUCAUUUUGUUUAUGUACCAAAAGGAUUAGGCAUAUGCGAGAAUGGAUCCAGAUUUUGGUUGAAGAUUAGGCAUAUGCAGCAUGGGUCCAGAUUUUGAAUGUAAUAAAUAAAUGUAAACAAGAAAGAGAUUCAUUUCUUCUAUCUUUAUUAAUUAAUUCAUUUAGUAUAUAUAUAAUAAUAUUAAUCGUUAUUUUUAUUUUUUAA
Ricinus communis (castor bean) is the source of this 1412-nucleotide messenger RNA. RefSeq lists its product as uncharacterized. NCBI's taxonomy places the organism in Eukaryota, Viridiplantae, Streptophyta, Magnoliopsida, Malpighiales, Euphorbiaceae. The record is from RefSeq and is a predicted model, not a curated record. Bases 165 to 788 code for a protein of 207 amino acids. The transcript has a single exon.